This is a messenger RNA of Aspergillus versicolor CBS 583.65, 1797 nucleotides long. RefSeq names its product fungal specific transcription factor domain-containing protein. Gene Ontology annotation, molecular function: transcription cis-regulatory region binding; zinc ion binding; DNA-binding transcription factor activity, RNA polymerase II-specific. NCBI's taxonomy places the organism in Eukaryota, Fungi, Ascomycota, Eurotiomycetes, Eurotiales, Aspergillaceae. Bases 1 to 1797 code for a protein of 598 amino acids. Gene Ontology annotation, cellular component: nucleus. The record is from RefSeq and is a predicted model, not a curated record. The transcript has 6 exons. Gene Ontology annotation, biological process: regulation of DNA-templated transcription.
AUGACUUCUCGCGUCAAAACGUGCGAGACCUGCGCCACGGCCAAGAUCCGCUGCUUGCGGUCGCCGGGGGCCGCCAUCUGCGACCGCUGCGCGAGGCUGAACAAACCGUGCUAUUUCCGACCAUCUCGAGUCCGGCAGACAUGGACCAAGAAAGAGACACGCCUCGAGUCUCUGGAGAGAAGAGUAGACCAGCUGCUGGGCCAGUCUCAAAGCCAUGCCUCUCCUGAGGAGAACUCUGGAGAUGUCAUUGACAAAGGCAUCCUCUCGCUGGACGACGCUGCUGCCCUGCUGGACUAUUACCUGCAGUACAUGAUGCCGCACUUCCCCUUCGUUGCUCUCCCUGAGCGAGCGACAGUCGGCGAACUUCGCGAGCAGAAACCGUUCCUCUUCCUGGCCAUUCUGUCGGUUUCCGUGAUGGAGGACCGGGCGCUGAAGCGAGCCCUAGACGACGAGGUCAGGACCGCCACGGCCGAUAGAACGGUGCUGCUGGACAAACCGCCCGCUCUGGAAACAGUGCAGGGUCUGCUAGUAGUCCUCGCAUGGUCCCAGCACCAGGCCUCACGGCGAAUCGGUCCGCAGAUUUUCGCCCCGUUCCUCCAUCUCGCCAUCGGGCUCGUGGUCGACCUGGAACUGGAUCGCCCGGUGGAAGUGCGUAAAUUCGCUGGCCGCAUGAGUGUCCACGAAACACGCAGCGAGCCACGUCCGCCUGCUGUGUUGAAGGCCGAGAAGAGGGCUGUGCUUGGAUGCUCCUUUCUCUCUUCAAGCUUUGGAAUCAUCACGCAGAGAAAGGUCACUUUGCCGUGGACUGCGCAUAUGGAGCGCUUCGCGAUUGAGCUGGCGCAGGAUCCAGACUACGACGGUGACCGGUCCAUCAUGCACCUGGUGCGCCUGCAGCACAUAUUCGAGGAGAUGGACAAGGUGUCCUCAGAAUCAGAAGACACGAGCAUGUCUGGCACAGCUUUCCAGCGCACCUUCAGGACUUUUAAGUCGCAACUACAAGACUAUGCGGAUCAACUGUCCCAGCAAGUGGCCGGCAGCAACUACCUCCUCGCAUCGCAACUGAACACCGUCAGCCUCUAUCUCUGCCAAGUCAGCCUCUUCGACAGAAUGUCCACCUCGUCCCAACUCCCCUCCGCCUUCCGCGCAGAGAUCCUAGGCCACGGCCUCACCGCAGCAAAAGCCCUCUUCUCAUCCCUCGCCCAUCUCCCCAUGGGCUCCGAGCGCCGCAUGAGCUACUCCGAAUGGCUCCAAUCCGGCUUCAGCAUGAUCCUCUCCUGCAAGCUCUCCCUAAUGGCCGUCUCCGACGAAGUCCUCCGCACCAACCACCCACAGAUCCAAUCCCUCUGCAACGAGCUAGACAUGCCCCAGAUUCUGCGGAUAUGCGUUGUGCGUCAGCAGUCGCAGGAACCGCGCUCAGAGGCCCGCAAGACCGGAUUCGAUUAUACGGGGUGGCUGCAAUACGUCGAGGAGUGGUUCGGGCGGCACCACCACGGAUACACUUCUCGACAGCGGGGGACACCUGUCCCUGGGUCUGAAGUCCCUGAUAGUACAACUGCCUCCCGAGCUGGACUUGGAACUGGGCCUGGCUCUGCAACUGGAAUCCCUGCGAAUACUACUGCUACUGCCAUCCCCGUUACCUACCCGCCACCAGCACCAGCGCCAUUCAUGAGCGAUGUGUCCAGCGGGCUGGAUCUCCCCGUGACGGGUGAUAUGCUACCCUGGACUUCGUUUCCGGAUUUCUGGAUUACCGAGAAUCCGCUGGCCGGAUGGAUGGAUCUCGGUCUUAUGCCUAUGUAA